Messenger RNA from Orbilia oligospora ATCC 24927, 1041 nucleotides. RefSeq lists its product as uncharacterized. NCBI's taxonomy places the organism in Eukaryota, Fungi, Ascomycota, Orbiliomycetes, Orbiliales, Orbiliaceae. The transcript is spliced from 3 exons. The coding region runs from base 1 to 1041 and encodes 346 amino acids. Gene Ontology annotation, molecular function: flavin adenine dinucleotide binding; electron transfer activity. The record is from RefSeq and is a predicted model, not a curated record. Gene Ontology annotation, cellular component: mitochondrion.
AUGAAUACCUCGACCCUCUUAAGGCACUCCCUCCGUGCUAGCGGCCGGCAAGCCACGAUAUCCCGUCCAUACGUGGGUACCCACUUCUCACGACGACUUGCAAGCACGCUAGCACUCUUCGAACAACGGGACGGUAAACUCCAAUCCUCGGCGCAGAAUGUUGUCACCGCAGCCAAAAAGCUAGGAAACCCUGUUAUUGGAUUUGUAGCUGGUAAAGCUGCCAAGGAGGCUGCAGAGCAAGCUGCAAAGAUUGAGGGUCUGGAUAAGGUUGUUUAUGUUGCGAAUGAGGCUUAUGAGAAGGGCUUACCGGAAUCAUACGCCCCUCUUGUUGCUGAAAACGCUGCCGACGAUGUAACUCAUAUAGUAUCAAUGCACUCCGCCUUCGGCAAGAAUGUCAUGCCCCGUCUCGCUGCCAUCCUCGACGUCCAGCAGGUUUCCGACGUCAUCUCGAUUGAGUCAGCAGAUACCUUUGUCCGACCAAUCUAUGCCGGUAACGCCAUUGCCACAGUACAAUCUUCAGACCCCAAGAAACUUCUUACAAUCCGUGGAACUGCAUUCGGAAACGCACCGGCGGGGAGUGGGGCUGCCGAAAUCGUUGAGGGGAAGGAUUCAAAGCACCAGGGAUCAGUAGAAUGGGUUGAGGAGAAUCUUACAUUGUCUGAUAGACCGGAUCUGGAUACUGCAUCGAAGGUGGUUAGCGGUGGACGAGGUCUUAAAGACAAGGAGAACUUCGAAAAGAUUAUGAUCCCACUAGCGGACUCCAUGGGAGCUGCCAUUGGUGCUAGCAGAGCAGCUGUUGACAGUGGAUUUGCUGAUAACUCGCUGCAAGUUGGGCAGACUGGUAAGGUUGUGGCGCCCGAGCUAUACCUGAGCGUCGGUAUUAGCGGUGCCAUUCAGCAUCUUGCGGGUAUGAAGGAUUCCAAGGUUAUUGCUGCGAUUAAUAAGGAUCCCGAUGCACCUAUCUUCCAAGUUGCGGAUGUCGGCUUAGUAGCCGAUUUGUUUAAGGCUGUGCCAGAGUUGACCGAGAAGCUGAAGAAAUAG